CACCAUGUGGUUGCUGGGAUUUGAACUCAGGACCUUCAGAAGAGCAUUCAGUGCUCUUACCCGCUGAGCCAUCUCUCCAGCCCCCAGGAACAGAACUCAUAACCUCAUUGAAGAUAACCAUUUAAUUUUGAAGUUCCUUUAGUUUGAAUUUGACCUGAAAUCUUUAUCACAAUGAUAACCUCUAUUUAAUAUGCAGUCUUUGAAUAUUAUAACUGAUUUCCUUUGUUUACAGCUAUUCUAUAUAGUGUUGUGCAAUGUUUCAUUGACUCCUUACUUGUGUGUAGUUCCUGUUUUCUAUAGUUUGGGAAUCCUUUGGAAUCCUUUCUUGGUAUCAAAACUUUAUAAAGUUGUAUACUACAUUUUAGCACCCCAUUGUCAGAAGUUCUGUCUUCCAUAGUCAGGUAAGUGACAGCAGAGGUUAAAUAUAAGUUAAAAAAAGGAGGGGGGCUGCCCAGGAUCACUAUCCAAAUAUCAGCUGUUAGAGUCUUCAGCUCAGUAGUUAUAAGUGGAAAGGAGCACUUCCUGUAUCGGCAGCAUCCUUUACCAGGAGUGAAAAGAUAAUUGUUUUCCAUCCCUAUAAAUAAUAUAUAUUUUUACUCAGUAACUCAAAAUUGGUCUUACUUAUUUUCAUACUUCAAAAGCAUUUCUUCUCCUAUUGAAAAUGUCGUGUAGAAUGUCCUUUGAGAAUACCUUACACAUGGGUGAAGUGAUUUUUUCCAAAGUAGUUCUUGUUUUUUCUGUAGUUAAGUUCCUUGUACCAUUAAAUGGCACUUUUCUUCUGCCUUCUUGGGAUAAUUAUAUUUGUACUUGAUCCUAUUUUGGACAUUGUUGGGUUCUAUUUGACAAGCUACAAAAGGACAUCAGGUGUGGAGAACUCAUCCUGGGUCUAGACUGAUACCCACAUUUUCCAGUGAUUCCUUUUCUUUGGUUUGGUGCCUAUCUUUCCAGCCAAAUACUGAUUCCCUAAUUAAUCCCAAGGGAUUCCCCCCUCCUAAUGAAGCUGUAAAGUGAGAGCAGAAAUCUACCUUGAGAGACAUCCAGGAAAUAGUAGGUUUCAUCUUUCCUCAGCUUGCCUGUCUUUGGUGAGUUGGAAAGUGUUGACAGAGUCUUGAGCCCUCUUGGCAGAGAAUAAGGGUCAGAAAGAGAACUCAAGCAGAUGUCCAGGUCCUUACUUGUCUCGUUAGGGAGAAUUCAUCCUUGUCUGUCUGGUUGGCAGGGCACAUGUUAGUCACUGAGACCCAGCAUUUCAGCAGUUUGCAGAAGUGAUAUGAACAGACAGCUGCAAGUGAGACACAGCCUAGUUCUGAAGAGAUGAAGCAUUCACUUCACUUGGAAGAAAGAGAAGGAAGGAAGCCUAGGGCUUAACAGGCACUGGUCUCCAAGUUCAUUGAUCAUGGCUCCUCGUUCACGGCGGCGAAAGCACAAGAAACCUCCACCGGUGAUUCCCAUGCUUGAAAUCCCACCCACAGAAGUGUCUCCAGUGUCUCCAGCCCUCUCAAAACCUGGCCCUAGCAUUGAUGCACUUGGCUUCAUUUCCUUGGACAAUAAUGUACCAGGUCUGUCCCAGUUGAUCCUCCAAAAGCUGAACAUGAAAAGCUAUGAAGAAUACAAGUUGGUGAUAGAUGGGGGAACCCCAGUGUCAAGCUUUGGAUUUCGGUGUCAACAAGAAAUGUUCCAGAAGAUGGAGGACACUUUCAGAUUCUGUGCUUAUUGUAAAGCGCUUCCUCAUAGCCUUUCCAAUUGCAAGGCUCUCCGGCACUGUAAGAGAUGCAGAAAUGUCUACUACUGUGAUACAGAGUGCCAGAGGUCAGAUUGGCCAGCACAUAGGAAGGUUUGUCGAGAGCUUCGUCUUGUGGCUGUAGAUCGUGUCAUGGAAUGGCUUCUGGUCACAGGUGAUUUUGUCCUACCCUCAGGACCUUGGCCAUGGCUGCCUGAAGAUAUACAGAAUUGGGAUACCUGGUUUUCUAUGAGGGGUUUACAGCUAGAAUCUACAUUGAAUGCUCUUCUGGGUAGUUACGCUAUGACCAUGCUUUGGGAGAGUCUAGGAAGGCCACGGCCAGACUCAGAUGUCUUGCAUGGCUCUUUGAAGCGGUUGAUGACAGAUGUUCUGUCACGGCCCUUGACCCUGGGCUUAGGGCUUCGGACUCUGGCAAUAGAUGUUGGGAAGCCUGGGGGAAGCACAUUGCAUGUGGUUGGUGCUUCCCACGUGGAGACAUUUCUCAUUCGUUCUGGAGAUUAUGAUGAGCUUGGCUAUAUGUUUCCUGAACACCUUGGCUUUCGUGUGAUCAUGGUGGGUGUGGAUGUGGGUACUGACCUUUUACAGAGUUCCUCAUCUUUACCUCUGGAGCCUGGAACAAUUCAGCUUAGUGGCCACAGGGCCAUGUAUCAUGACUUCUGGGAGGAGCAGAUAGAGACUGGGAAUCUGGCCCAUCCAGAUUUGGUGGCUGCUUUCCAUCCAGGUUUCCAUGCCUCCCCAGGCUUGAUGGAAGCUUGGCUACCUACCCUGCUGCUACUUCGUGACUAUGAGAUUCCAACAUUGAUUACUGUUUACAGCCAACCGGAAUUGGAAGCCUCUUUGCAGAUUCUUGUGAACUUGGAUACACACAUCAUUGCUUGUGGAGCCAAUCCUUUCGCGUCCCUUAAACCAGAACAGGUCUAUUCUAAUCCCAACAAGCAGCCAGUAUACAGUAGUGCCUACUAUAUCAUGUUUCUUGGAAGUUCCUCCUGCCAAUAAGAAGCAACUAGAAGAAAAACCUUGAUUUUUUUCAGUAAUUGAACCAGAUCCUAACUGAAUGCCUGGAAAAUGGAAGCUUAAUCAAAUAACCCUGUUGAUGUUAGAUUUUUGCCAGCUUUGAAACAUAUUGUAUGCUAAGCCUUAUUCACAGUUCAAGUAAAGAUUCUAAACCAAUGGAA
Mastomys coucha (southern multimammate mouse) is the source of this 2913-nucleotide messenger RNA. RefSeq names its product MSS51 mitochondrial translational activator (gene Mss51). The transcript is spliced from 7 exons. The coding region runs from base 1394 to 2734 and encodes 446 amino acids. Lineage: Eukaryota; Metazoa; Chordata; Mammalia; Rodentia; Muridae. The record is from RefSeq and is a predicted model, not a curated record.